CGGGAUUGGGGGAUGGGCGGCAGCGAGGGAGGGGCGCGCGCGCGCGAGAGAGCGAGCAGGCGGCGGUUAACCUGUAACCGCCAUUUGCGUGGCGCGAGGGAGGCAACAAGUUGGAGCGGGACAUCGACGGAGGAAAGUGAAGCUGCUAUUCUAAACAAACCACCGAAAGACUUUCUUCUGCUGAAACCGAAUUAUUUCCGAGUAGUGCGGACUACAAAAUCUGCUGAGGUGAAGUUGAUCAUCCUGGUGAAGUGAAUUCUCCGACUGGAAGUUUUUGGUGAAAUUAACCGAGAGAGUGCGGGGUUUUGUUUGUGCGCUUGCCUUGUCUCCCGGCUUCACUGUUGCUGCUCCAUCCCGGGCCCGUGUUGCUGCUGGGAUCUUGCCGUGUCAUGCCGACGAGAGUGGAUGACACCAUGGAGUAUGGAACAGGUGACUCGAUCAAAGUGAAAGCUCACUACAAAGGGGAUAUGCUCAUCACAAACCUUGACGCAACAAUUACUUAUGAUGGAAUGUGUUCUGAAGUGAGGGAUAUGUGCAAUUUACAACUGAAUCAGCCAAUUACACUGAAAUGGAUUGACAAUGAAGGAGACCCAUGCACAGUUUCUUCCCACAUGGAGCUGGAGGAAGCGUUUCGUCUAUACAACCAGAAUGGUGAAUCCGGCCUCAUUAUUCAUGUUUUUCCCAGCAUUCCCGAACAGCCAGGCAUGGCAUGCCCAGGAGAGAACAAAUCAAUCUAUAGGCGUGGGGCAAGAAGAUGGCGGAAGCUCUACCGUGUGAAUGGCCAUCUAUUCCAGGCCAAACGAUUUAACAGAAAGGCCUACUGUGGAUACUGCAGUGAAAGGAUAUGGGGUCUCGGCAGGCAAGGUUACAAGUGUAUCAACUGCAAGUUGUUGGUCCAUAAACGCUGCCACAGACUUGUUCCUUUGACCUGCCAAAGGCACAUGGAUCCGGUCAUGCCCUCUCCGGAACCUCCAAUUGAAGGCAAGACUGAUGAAGUUGACAUUCCUUCAGAAGACCCCGAUGGAAUUGUUCCAUUCUUGCCACAUAGUCGGACGAAAUUGGACAAGGUCACAGAUGAUUCAGAGGACCUCAAGCCAGUCGUUGAUGGUGUUGAUGGAAUCAAGAUUUCUUCAGUGCUGGGUUUACAAGAUUUUGAUCUUAUACGUGUCAUUGGACGAGGCAGUUAUGCUAAAGUUCUUCUUGUGCGUUUGAAGAAAAAUGACUGUAUUUAUGCAAUGAAAGUUGUAAAGAAGGAACUGGUCCAUGACGAUGAGGAUAUUGACUGGGUACAGACAGAAAAGCAUGUGUUUGAACAGGCCUCCAGUAACCCAUUUCUUGUUGGUCUUCAUUCUUGUUUCCAAACAGAAAGCAGGUUGUUUUUGGUUAUAGAAUAUGUCAACGGUGGCGACCUCAUGUUUCAUAUGCAACGUCAAAGGAAGCUUCCCGAAGAACAUGCCAGAUUUUAUGCCGCUGAAAUUUGUAUUGCUCUUAACUUCCUUCAUGACAAAGGAAUCAUAUACAGGGACUUGAAACUGGACAAUGUUCUCCUGGAUUCUGAUGGCCACAUCAAAUUAACCGAUUAUGGAAUGUGCAAGAUUUCACAAAUCCAACCUCCGCAGUUUUGGGGACAGAGCCUUCUCCAGGGCAGCUCCCAGGCUCUGGAACUCCCUCCACCAACUGAUCCGCAAUUCCGUGUCCCUCACCAUCUUCCAGUCCCGCCUCAAGACCGAUCUCUCCACCUCAGCCUAUCCUUAGCCCCACGUCCCCCUCCCUUUUCAUCUGUGCUUGAAUUGCCUCAUAUUGUGUUUCGAAUUGAAUUCUGUCUUUAAUUUGUGUACUAGUCAUGUCUCUACUAUUUAUUUCAUUCCGCUUACAUGUUUUUCCUCUACUUGCUAAAUUUUUGUAAGGUGUCCUUGAGAAUCUUGAAAGGCGCCCAUAAAUAAAAUGUAUUAUUAUUAUUAUUAUGAAAUAGACAUUAUACAAUUUUGGAAAUAUGCAGAACAAAGUAGUAAUUAUUGACCCUGAAUCAAAUUCAUUACUUCAUUGGGUCACCUUGUUACACAUAAAUUACUAUGUACCACACAGAAGUUUUCUAUUUUUGAGAAAUCGGCAGAGUGGAGGGAAACAUAGAAACAUAGAAAAUAGGUGCAGGACUAGGCCAUUCGGCCCUUCGAGCCUGCACCGCCAUUCAGUAUAAUCAUGGCUGAUCAUCCAACUCAGUAUCCCAUCCCUGCCUUCUCUCCAUACCCCCUGAUCCCUUUAGCCACAAGGGCCACAUCUAACUCCCUCUUAAAUAUAGCCAAUGAACUGGCCUCAACUACAUUCUGUGGCAGAGAAUUCCACAGAUUCACCACUCUCUGUGUAAAAAAUGAUUUUCUCAUCUCGGUACUAAAGGACUUCCCUCUUAUCCUUAAACUGUGACCCCUAGUUCUGGACUUCCCCAACAUCGGGAAUAAUCUUCCUGCAUCUAGCCUGUCCAACCCCUUAAGAAUUUUGUAAGUUUCUAUAAGAUCCCCCCUCAAUCUUCUAUGUCCUAGCGUGUACAAGCCGAGUCUAUCCAGUCUUUCUUCAUAUGAAAGUCCUGCCAUCCCAGGAAUCAAUCUGGCGAACCUUCUCUGUACUCCCUCUAUGGCAAGAAUGUCUUUCCUCAGAUUAGGAGACCAAAACUGAACACAAUACUCCAGGUGUGGUCUCACCAAGACCCUGUACAACUGCAGUAGAACCUCCCUGCUCCUAUACUCAAAUCCUUUGGCUAGGAAUGCUAACAUACCAUUUUCUUUCUUCACUGCCUGCUGCACCUGUAUGCUUUCUUUCAAUGACUGGUGUACCAUGACACCCAGGUCUCGUUGCAUCUCCCCUUUUCCUUAUCGUCCACCAUUUAGAUAAUAGUCUACCUUCCUGUUUUUGCCACCAAACUGGAUAGCCUCACAUUUAUCCACAUUAUACUGCAUCUGCCACGCAUUUGCCCACUCACCCAACCUAUCCAAGUCACCUUGCAGCCUCCUAGCAUCCUCCUCCCAGCUAACACUGUCCCCCAGCUUAGUGUCAUCCGCAAACUUGGAGAUGUUGCAUUCAAUCCCCUCAUCCAGAUCAUUAAUAUAUAUUGUAAAUAGCUGGGAUCCCAAAGCUGAGCCUUGCGGUACCCCACUAGUCACUGCCUGCCAUUGUGAAAAGGACCCGUUUACUCCUACUCUUUGCUUCCUGUCUGCCAGCCAGUUCUCUAUCCACAUCAAUACUGAACCCCCAAUACCGUGUGCUUUAAGUUUGUAUACUAAUCUCUUAUGUGGGACCUUGACGAAAGCCUUCUGAAAGUCCAGAUAUAACACAUCCACUGGUUCUCCCUUCUCCACUCUACUAGUUACAUCCUCGAAAAAUUCUAAAAGAUUCGUGAGACAUUAUUUACCUUUCAUAAAUCCAUGCUGACUUUGUCCAAUGAAUUCACCACUUUCCAAAUGUGCGGCUAUCCCAUCUUUAAUAACUGACUCCAGAAUUUUCCCCACCGCCGAUGUUAGACUAAUUUGUCUGUAAUUCCCCAUUUUCUCUCUCCUUCCCUGUUUAAAAAGUGGGGUUACAUUAGCAAUUUAUCCGGCCUGGGGAUUUAUCGCCCUUUAAUCCAUUCAAUUUACCUAACACCACUUCCUGGCUAACCUGGAUUUCACUCAGUUCCUCCAUCUCAUUUAAUCCCCGGUCCCUUGCUAUUUCCGGCAGAUUAUUCAUGUCUUCCUUAGUGAAGACAGAACCAAAGUAGUUAUUCAAUUGGUCUGCCAUGUCCAUGUUCCCCAUGAUCAAGUCGCCUGUUUCUAACUGCAAGGAACCUACAUUUGUUUUAACUAAUCUAUUCCUCUUCACAUAUCUAUAAAAGCUUUUGCAGUCAGUUUUUAUGUUCCCUGCCAGUUUUCUUUCAUAAUCUAGUUUCCUUUCCUAAUUAAGCCUUUUGUCCUCCUCUGCUGGACUCUGAAUUUCUCCCAGUCCUCUGGUAGGCUGCUUUUUCUGGCUAAUUUGUACGCUUCAUCUUUUGUUUUGAUACUAUCCCUGAUUUCCCUUGUUAUCCCCAGUUACACUACCUUCCCUGAUUUAUUAUUUUGACAAACUGGGAUGAACAAUUGUUGUAGUUCAUCCAUGCUGUCUUUAAAUGCCUUCCAUUGCAUAUCCACCGACAACCCUUUAAGAAACAAUUGCCAGUCUAUCUUGGCCAAUUCACGUCUCAUACCCUCAAAGUCACAUUUCUUGCAAUUCAGGACGCUUGUUUCUGAAUUAACAAUGUCACUAUCCAUCCUAAUGAAGAACUCAACCAUAUUAUGGUCACUCUUGCCCAAGGGGCCACGCACAACAAGACUGCUAACUAACCCUUCCUCAUUACUCAAUACCCAGUCUAGAAUAGCCUGCCCUCUCGUUGGUUCCUCCACAUGUUGGUUUAGAAAACUAUCCCACAUACAUUCCAAGAAAUCCUCUUCCUCAGCACCCCUGCCAAUUUGAUUCACCCAAUCUAUAUGUAGAUUGAAGUCACCCAUUAUAACUGUUUUACCUUUGUUGCAUGCAUUUCUAAUUUCCUGUUCGAUGCCAUCCCCAACUCCACUACUACUGUUAGGUGGCCUGUACACAACUCCCACUAAGGUUUUCUGCCCCUUAAUGUUUCGCAGCUCUACCCAUAUCGAUUCCACAUCCUCCAAGCUAAUGUCCUUCCUUUCUAUUGUGUUAAUCUCCUCUCUAAUCAGCAACGCUACCCCGCCUCCUUUUCCUUUCUGUCUAUCCCUCCUGAAUAUUGAAUAUCCCUGGAUGUUCAGCUCCCAGCCUUGGUCACCCUGGAGCCAUGCCUCCGUGAUCCCAACUAUAUCAUAUUCAUUAAUAACUAUCUGCACAUUCAACUCAUCCGCCUUAUUACGAAUGCUCCUUGCAUUGAGAUACAAAGCCUUCAGGCUUGUUUUUACAACAUUCUUACCCCUUAUACAAAUGUUGAAAAGUGGCCCUUUUUGAUUUUUGCCCUUGAUUUGUCUGCCUGCCAUUUUUACUUUUCACCUUGCUACCUAUUGCUUCUUCCCUCAUUUUACACCCCUCUGUCUCUCUUCUCUUGCACCCACCCCUCCACCACAUUAGUUUAAAUCCUCCCCGACUGCACUAGCAAACACUCCCCCAAGGACAUUGGUUCCAUCCGGUCCGUCGUGAUUGUACUGGUCCCACCUCCCCCAGAACUGGUUCCAAUGCCCUAGAAAUUGGAAUCCCUCCCCCUUGCACCAUUUUUCAAGCCACGUAUUAAUCUGCAAUAUCCUCCUAUUUCUACUCUGACUAGCCCGUGGCACUAGUAGUAAUCCAGAUAUUAUUGCCUUUGCGGUCCUACUUUUAAGUUUAUCUUCUAGCUCCCUAAAUUCACCUAAUAGGACCUCAUCCCUUUUUUUACCUAUAUCAUUGGUGCCAAUGUGCACCACGACAACUGACUGUUCACCCUCCCCCUCCAGAAUGUUCUGCAGCCGUUCAGUGACAUCCCUGAUCCUUGCACCAGGGAGGCAACAUACCAUCCUGGAGUCUCGUUUGCGGCCGCAGAAACACCUAUCUUUUCCCCUGACAAUUGAAUCCCCUAUUACUAUUGCCCUUCCACUCUUUUUUCUCCCCUCCUGUGCCGCAGAGCCACCCAUGGUGCCAUGAACUUGGCUGCUGCUGCCUUCCCCCGAUGAGCAAUCUCCCCCAACAGUAUCCAAAAUGGUAUACCUGUUUAGGAGGGAGAUGACUGCAGGGGACUCCUGCACACCUGCCUACUGGCCACCUGUUCCCAUUCUGUCCUCUUACCUUUUACCUGCGCUGUGACCAACUCACUGUACGUGCUAUUCACGACUUUCUCAGCAUCGUGGAUGCUCCAGUAUGAAUCCAACUGUUGCUCCAAUCGUUCAAUGCGGUCUGCCAGGAGCUGCAGCUGGACACACUUCCUGCAAACGUAGUCACCAGGGACGCCGACCAUAUCCCUGAUCUCCCACAUGUUGCAGGCUGAGCAAACCACGGGGCCAAUCUCCACAGACAUGACUUACCCCCAAAUUAAAUCACUCCCUCACACUAUAAAAAUCUUUAUCCUUUAAACUGUACCUUUACUAAUAAAUACUGUAUACUGUACCCUUAACUCACUGAACCCUUAACCUGAAAGCUGAAAUGCAAACCUGGGGUUGCACCCAAUCAGCUGCUUCCUCUGGUCCGCUUCCACCAAUUAGAGGCUUCCACCAGACCCCUUCUCUGGAAGUGUGAUGGAACGCUGCAGAUUGGGUAACUCCUCCUCUCACUCCAACGGCUCCCCGGGCCUCUGUGAAGGCAAGCCCCGCGCUCGAUUUUAACUCACCGCCCAGGUAACUCCUCCUCUCACUCCAACGGCUCCCCAUUGGAGUGAAGCUCUGUUUUACUUGAAAAGAGGCUUUUUCCAAGGAACAUUUGAAAAGCAGGCAUUUGAUUAGCCAAGGAAGUGACAUAGCAGCCAAUAAAAGGUAGAGAAGAUUUAUCAGAGCGGCCAAUGUGGAGCGGCCGUGUUGAGGUGCAGUGUUGUGUUGAGGGAAAGACCUGAGGUAAUUGCACGUUAAGGUAUGUUCUUUCUGGGUAAUUUAUCCUACGUUUUUGGGUGUUGUAGAUAUGACAGGUGGGAUAGUGGAAUGGUCCUCCAGCAGGAUGUUGGGAGCCAGGGGCAUUUCCAGUGACCAUGGAGACUACCCCUGUGGUAAGUGCAUCCUGCUGCAGCUCCUUGACGACCGCAUUAAGGACUGGAGCUGCAGCAGGAUGAGCAUGGGUUUAUCCGGAGAUGUGAGAGUGACAUGGAUAGGAAUUACAGUGAGGUGGUCACGCCUAAGGUGGAGGCGGGAAAUCGAUGAUGACCAGCACGAAAGGCAGAGAGUCCAGCUAUCCUCUUGGACCUUUCCCACCCACAAGAGGUAUGUAUGCUCCCUAGGAUACUGAGGCUGUUAGGGAAGAGCAGCGGCAGACCAGUGAUCUGCCCUGUAAUGUUGGGCUUGACUCUGAGGCAUAGCGGGUAAGGGAAAAGAAAAAAAACAGAUCACUGUUGUAGAUCAACUUCUUCUAUUUGAUCUAUUUGUUUGUGCACGUUGGGUUGAUUGCAUUAGUCUAAAUAGGAUGGAGCACGUGAAGGAUGCAAUCUCCCACCCCUGAUAGUUAGUUAGGGGCACAGAUAAGAUAUUCUGUGGCAGUAAACAGGAUCCCAGUAUGGUGUGUUGCCUCCUUGAUGCUCGGGUCCAGGAUGUCUCCGAGCAGUUACAGAAGAUUGUCC
Messenger RNA from Leucoraja erinaceus (little skate), 7252 nucleotides. Its product is annotated as protein kinase C zeta type. Gene Ontology annotation, molecular function: protein binding; protein serine/threonine kinase activity; ATP binding. Lineage: Eukaryota; Metazoa; Chordata; Chondrichthyes; Rajiformes; Rajidae. Gene Ontology annotation, biological process: intracellular signal transduction; peptidyl-serine phosphorylation. Bases 390 to 1829 code for a protein of 479 amino acids. The transcript has 13 exons. The record is from RefSeq and is a predicted model, not a curated record.